Molecule: messenger RNA, 897 nt
Organism: Archocentrus centrarchus (flier cichlid)
Lineage: Eukaryota; Metazoa; Chordata; Actinopteri; Cichliformes; Cichlidae
Exons: 4
Coding region: 1-669 (222 amino acids)
Source: RefSeq, a predicted model, not a curated record
AUGAUCCUGCUUCAUCAUUUGGACUCAUUCACCUCAGCUGACACAUUCAGCAGCAGACAGGUUUUUGUAUCAGUCUGUCUCACUGUGGGAGGAGGAUGGAGCCACCUCAUCUUUGGCUCUGGGACCAAACUGAGUGUAACAGAUGAGCAGGUAGUGAAGCCCGUGGUGAGCGUGUACCCAGCAGCAUCCAGAGCCCACCUGGAGGGGAGCAGCUCCCUGCUGUGUGUGGCCUCAGCCAUGUUUCCUCCUCUGGUCCAGUUCUCCUGGAAAAGACAGAAGAAGAACGGCGGGCUGGAGGAGCUGCCCCCUGCUGAGGGAGAGCAGCUGGAGCUCAGAGAGCCGGGACGCAGCGCCUCCAUCUUACUGAUCCCUCAGAACAGCACAUGGAAAUACAGCUGCUCCGUCAAGCACGAGGGGGGCACAGUGGAGGCCCAAACACAAGAAGAGCUUCCAGCUCCAGCAGCCUCCUGUCCUCCAGAGAGAGAGCCAGCAGACCUGCCAGCUCUGCAGCCAGCUGACUGGUCCUUCCAGUCUCAGUGCAGGGUGAAGCUGCUCUGCCUGCUGUCCACAGUGCUGAUAGUGAAGAGUCUGGUGUACUGCUGUGGACUCUCUCUGCUGAUGAUCCUCAGAAACAAGGGAGCGUCCACCAACUGCACACAUGCUGACUGACUGUUUUCUGCUCGCCUUUUCUCACCAUCAAAUCUCAUCCAUUCAUCUCAUUCAUCACUUUGAUCACCAUUCACACAUCUGAGUUAUGAUGUGUUGUGCUUAUUGUUGCUUUGAUUCCAUAGUUAGAAGAUCAUCUGAAAUCAAUCAUCUUUACAUGUAUUGUUGCUCUGAGUUAGAAUUCUUUUUGGACUUAUUGUGACUUUUAUUGUAGGAACAAAAAUCAUCAGG